Messenger RNA from Erigeron canadensis, 1788 nucleotides. RefSeq lists its product as uncharacterized. Gene Ontology annotation, biological process: photosynthesis, light harvesting in photosystem I; response to light stimulus. Lineage: Eukaryota; Viridiplantae; Streptophyta; Magnoliopsida; Asterales; Asteraceae. The transcript is spliced from 4 exons. Gene Ontology annotation, cellular component: chloroplast envelope; chloroplast thylakoid membrane; plastoglobule. Bases 70 to 1725 code for a protein of 551 amino acids. The record is from RefSeq and is a predicted model, not a curated record.
CUCCAACAUCUUCACACCCUCUCACAAACUACUAUCCUUCUGACCUUCUCUUCCAUUUUGUUCAAAGAAAUGGCAACCUCUGCAAUCCAACAGUCGGCAUUCGGGGGCCAAGCGACAUUGAAGCCGCAAAACGAGCUUGUCAAGAAGACCGGCAGCUUCAAUGGAGGCCGCUUCACCAUGCGCCGCACCGUCAAGAGUGCCCCACAAAGCAUUUGGUAUGGCCCGGACCGCCCAAAGUACUUAGGCCCGUUCUCGGAGCAAACUCCAUCAUACCUAACCGGUGAAUUCCCAGGUGACUACGGGUGGGACACUGCAGGAUUAUCAGCUGACCCCGAAACAUUUGCCAAGAACCGUGAGCUCGAGGUGAUCCACUCUCGAUGGGCCAUGCUUGGUGCACUCGGGUGCGUAUUCCCCGAGGUUCUUUCGAAAAACGGAGUCAAAUUCGGUGAAGCCGUCUGGUUCAAGGCCGGUUCCCAGAUUUUCUCAGAAGGUGGGCUCGACUACCUUGGAAACCCGAACUUGGUCCAUGCUCAGAGCAUUUUAGCCAUCUGGGCAUCACAAGUGGUUCUCAUGGGUCUCAUUGAAGGGUACCGAGUUGGCGGUGGACCACUAGGCGAAGGGCUAGACAAGGUUUAUCCAGGUGGGUCUUUUGACCCACUUGGAUUGGCUGAUGACCCAGAAGCGUUUGCUGAGUUGAAAGUCAAGGAGCUUAAGAACGGUCGAUUAGCUAUGUUUUCGAUGUUUGGGUUCUUUGUUCAAGCCAUUGUAACAGGAAAGGGACCGAUUGAAAACUUGUUUGAUCAUCUUAGUGAUCCAGUAGCUAACAAUGCUUGGGCUUAUGCCACUAACUUUGUACCCGGAAAUUUUGCUCCAUAUACCAACAUCUACAACACACCCUCCUCUUACACACUUUCAUCUUAUCAACAAAUGGCAACUUCUACAAUCCAACACUCAGCAUUCGCCGGUCAGGUGACAUUGAAACCACAAAAUGAGCUCGUUAGGACGACUGGCAGCUUCAAUGGAGGCCGUUUCACCAUGCGACGCACUGUCAAAAGUGCACCACAAAGCAUUUGGUAUGGCCCAGACCGCCCAAAGUACUUGGGUCCGUUUUCUGAGCAAACCCCAUCAUACCUAACUGGUGAAUUCCCAGGUGACUAUGGUUGGGACACUGCAGGGUUAUCAGCUGACCCCGAGACAUUUGCCAAGAACCGUGAGCUCGAGGUGAUCCACUCUCGAUGGGCCAUGCUUGGUGCACUCGGGUGUGUGUUCCCCGAGGUUCUUUCAAAAAAUGGAGUCAAAUUUGGUGAGGCAGUUUGGUUCAAGGCUGGUUCCCAAAUUUUCUCAGAAGGUGGGCUAGACUACCUUGGCAACCCAAACUUGGUCCAUGCCCAGAGCAUUUUAGCCAUCUGGGCUUCUCAGGUUGUCCUUAUGGGACUUAUUGAAGGGUACCGUGUUGGUGGUGGCCCACUUGGUGAAGGGCUAGACAAGGUUUACCCAGGAGGGUCCUUUGACCCACUUGGGUUGGCUGAUGACCCAGAAGCAUUUGCUGAGUUAAAGGUUAAGGAGCUUAAGAAUGGCCGAUUGGCAAUGUUUUCCAUGUUCGGAUUCUUUGUUCAGGCCAUUGUAACAGGAAAAGGCCCGAUCGAGAACCUGUUUGAUCAUCUUAGUGAUCCAGUGGCUAACAACGCUUGGGCUUAUGCUACCAACUUUGUACCUGGAAAAUGAGUUAUAUAUAUGUAAAUUCAGUGAUUAUCAUGCAAUAUUACAAGCUGAAACUGUGUAAUUUUA